Messenger RNA from Paramecium octaurelia, 2860 nucleotides. The record is from the annotation of a GenBank genome assembly. NCBI's taxonomy places the organism in Eukaryota, Ciliophora, Oligohymenophorea, Peniculida, Parameciidae.
AUGCUUAGGUUGUAAAGAACCACAAUUGAAAAUAAUGCUUGUGGGAAAUCAAGUUGUGUAGUUAUUUAAAAACAAAGCUCUUCAUUACGUAGACUAGAGAGCAUAAGUAAUUUUAUAAUUAAGUAAGAGUAUAAUUUUUAAGUACAAGAUUAUAUAUGUAAAUAUAACAUAGGUUAUGAAGGUACAUGUCUUUCAAUUUCUAAUAUCAAGACUAUAAUUGUUUCCUCUUUAUUUUUGCAUAAUUUAGCUCUAAAUUCCGGUGGAUCUAUUAUUGUAAUUGGACAUGAACUUUUUAUUUUAGGCUACUCUGUAAUCUUGAAUAAUACAGCUAAUUAAGGAGGAGGGAUGGCAAUUGCAAAUUAGAUAGUUGGAAAUUUAGCAAGGUUUGGAUCCUUAUUAAAUGAGAAUAUAGCAAGAUAAUUUGGAAAUAAUUAUGUUCAAAUACCAUCUUCGUUAUCAAUAAAAACUGAUUUGAACGUCAUCUUGUUUAAAAGAACCAUUAUCGAUUAAAACGAUUUGUUGAUAGAAUAGGUUCAAUUUAAGCCCUAUUAAGUAUUUAAAAAUACUUAUUCUAAUGCAUUGUAUGUACCAAAUGGGCAGAUUAUUUCAAAGUAUGAAUAUUUUGAUUGGAUAAAAGGGGAAUAUUUUCCAUAUAAUUUGCAUUUGAGAAUUGUUGCUUUGGAUCAAGAAGGGGCAUAAUAAAAUAAUUUGAAUGAUACAUAUUGUGAGAUCAAUAGUAGAUUACUUAAAGACAAUGAAACUACUGAAUUUAGCACAAAUUAUACAAGUUUUAACAAUGUGAGUUUUAAUGGGACAGAUUAUAACUUAGACGAUAUCAUUUUCUAUUUAGAUGAUGAAUUAAAUAUGACUUUAUAAUUGCAGUUUCGUUGUAAUUCUGUUUUAAUACCUAUUUAUGGAGAAAAACUUGAUAUAGUAGGUUACCAUAGUAAUUAUUAUUUGAGAAUAAAUAUUAAGACGCUACCAUGCUAAAUGGGUGAGAUCAAGAGAGCUUCUGAUUUAACUUGUUCGCCAUGCGAUGCUCAAUAAGGUUAAUUUUCUGUGACUCUCCAUUCUCAGAAUUGUACAAUCAUAGAUGAUUCCACAACUAAAGAUGUAACAUCUGCGUAAAUGAAUCUCAAAUCUGGGUAUUGGAGACCUUAUUUCUAUACUGACUAAGUUAGUUAGUGUAGCAAUUUAAUGAGUAAUUGUUUGGGAGGAUGGUAGGAAGGAGAUACUUCUUGCUUAGUAGGACACAUAGGUGCUUUAUGCGAAGAAUGUGAUUUAUACAAUUUGCGAGGAGAUGGAGACUUUUCUACAAGUUCAAAGUACUCCUGCAAAGGUUGUUCUGAAAAAGGCCUUAACUCAAUUAUUAUCACUAUUAUUAGCUUUUGGUACAGUAUUUUAAAUAAUUAUAAGGACUUUGAUCUCAAUUCUGAUUUCAGUCAAAAGUACUAUCUCAGUUUUAAAAGCUGUUGCCUUAAAAGUAUAAUUAUAAAAGUUUAGGUUCUUCAUGUCAAUAAAGGAAUCUCACUCAGGAAUUCUAGUAAAAAUGCUCACUAAUCACCUUUAAAUAUUGUCUACAAUUACAAGUUUUAAAUUAAAUUUUCCAACCGAAUUAGUAAGCACAAUAAAUGCCACUGGAAAUCCUCUAUAAACUUUAACUUAUUCUCUUGACUGCUUCUUAAAAGAUAUGUUCAACAUCAACAUUCAAUAUUCAAGAAUUAUUUGGCAACUUAUCAUGCCGUUGAUCUAUAUUUUUUUUUUCUUCACAAUUUACUGGAUAGCUAUUAUCUUAAAAAAGAUGAGCUAUAAUAUAAGUGUGAUCAUGACAACAUUUAUUUAUUUGUACAUAUAUCUUCAACCAAAUUUAGUUGGUGGCUUAAUAUCCUUAAUUGCCUACAGAAAUAUUUCUAAUUUUAAGUGGAUUCAAGCGAAUGUUGCAUAUAGACAUGAUACGAAUUCUCAUAUAAUUUGGCUUUUAUCUUUUUGCCUUCCAAGCAUAUUUAUUAUUGGAUUAUUAAUUCCAUUCCUAUUGUUUUAUGCCUUGUACAAAAAUCGAGAAAGGCUUAAUGAAAAAAGGACUAGGUAAAAAUGGGGAUAUCUCUAUAAUGAAUAUAAUAAUGAUGUGUAUUUUUGGGAGAUUGUAAAAAUAGUAGAAAAAGAGUUGCUAAUUAUUUUUCUCUCAUAUUAUGAAGAGACAAUAGUGAAAAAAGCUAUUUUAGUAUUAUUGGUUCUAUAUAUUUAUUAAGAACUCAACACAAGAUUUAAACCAUAUUUAUUACCAAAGCUUAAUAAAUUGGAUGCCUAUUCUGCUAAUAUUUGCGAAAUUUCAAUUGCCCUCGGGAUUGGCAUCUUUGUUGAUGGCUCUUUAGAAUUUCAACUACCUUACAUACUAAUUAUUGUAACUCUCAAUAUGUAUUACCUCCUUCUUGUUUUGAAAUAAAUAAUAAGUUCAUACAACAAGAGAUUAGAAGUACAUUUAGAUAAAGUUCGUGACUUCUUAAGACAAAAGGCUCCAUGGAUUAUGAAAUUGUAAUUUUUUAAAAAAGAACUUCAAAACAGAUAAUCGAUCAGAAUCAGAGUUUAGAAAAGAUACAAAAAACUUAGAGAAUAUUUAAUGAAAUAGGGAAAGCAGAUUAUAAAAUUUAAAAAAGAGUUCAAUAGUAUUGGAAGGUAACAUAUCCCCAAAAUAUAUAUUGAUAAUUUUGAUGAUUUUUCUUCGCGAGAGUAAUUAUUUUUUAUACUUAGGCAAUUUCAAAAGGAACUCAAAUCUUUUUUGGAGGAGAAAGGUUUCUAAUCCAGUUUGAAAGAAGGGUUUGUUUAAAAUUGAUGCAAAAUUUACCAGCUUUUUCUAUCAAGG